Messenger RNA from Brenthis ino (lesser marbled fritillary), 1278 nucleotides. Lineage: Eukaryota; Metazoa; Arthropoda; Insecta; Lepidoptera; Nymphalidae. The record is from the annotation of a GenBank genome assembly.
AUGAUUGAUAUCGCAUCUAGUUCGAAGAAUUGGAAGAAUAUUGAGCUCCAACAUAAUAACUUGAACCAUAAUAGACUUGAAACUGAAUCCAGUUCGCAGAAUGUCACACAUAUAGAACCAGAAAAUAAUAAUAUAGACCACGCUAUAGACAUGCCACAUGAUACUACAAAGGGGAUAACAAAAUCUGGGAAACCAAGGAUCAGGCGUAAAUUUAAGGAAUCGGUAGAAAAAAGAUUAGAAGAGACGAAAAUGCUAAAGUUGGAGAAAAUGGCCGUGAAACCAGGAUGUAACCAAAGUUGUAUUAAAAAAUGUAUGUCAUCUUUUACGGAAUUAGAACGCAAACGUGUAAAUGAAAUAUUUUGGAACUUUAAUUGUGAAGCUCAAGGUUUGUAUGUCAAAUCACUAGUUACUGAAAAAGAUGUUUUUAAGCGUAUUAAGGAUAGCCAGCAGAUACGAAAGCACACUUAUGUCUAUUUUUUGGAAAUCGACAAUAAGAAGAAGGAAGUUUGUAAAACUUUCUUUCUCACAACUCUGGGAUACCAUAAAAAUAACGACAGACGAGUGCUUGAAAUUUUAAAAAAGCUACCAGAAUCUCAAGCUGAUCGACGCGGGAGACAUGAUAAUUUAAAAAAAUUGGACAGAGAAAAGCUCAAAGAGCAUAUCGAGAGUUUUAGACCAGCCAUUGCACACUACAGACGGGCACAUGCUCCAAACAGAAGAUAUCUACCAAGUGAUUUAAAUGUAACUAUGAUGCAUACUGAUUUUAUAGAAAAAAAUCCAAAUUUUAAAGUAUUUUAUGCCCUCUACAGAAAAUUUCUAAAAAAAGAUAUGAAUAUAUCUUUUGCCCAGUUAGGUAACGAAGAGUGUAAGCAAUGUGAAAGUUUUAAACUGCAUCAAAUUUCAUGCAAAGAUACUGAGAAUUGUACUGAUUGUACUAUAUAUCGCAACCAUUGUGAGAAAUACCAAAAAGCACGAAUUUAUUAUCAACAAGACGUAACGCAAUCUUUGAAUGAAUCAGAAUCUUCAAGACUGCCUUCAAAAUGCUAUUACUCGGCUGAUUUGCAAAAGGUAAUUAUGUUACCUAGGCUAGAUAUGUUCAAAGUUGUGAUGUUCUGUCCAAGAAUCAUAGCAUUCAACGAGAGUUUUGUUUCUCUGGGCUCCAAUAAAAAAGAAAAACCAUUCGCAGCAAUGUGGCAUGAAGCAGUAUCUGGCAGAAAACAGGAGGACAUAAUUAGUACAUACGGAGCUUUUUUUGAAAGUAAACGUGAUAUGGACAGA